Aspergillus alliaceus is the source of this 5026-nucleotide messenger RNA. Its product is annotated as putative ABC multidrug transporter. Gene Ontology annotation, molecular function: ABC-type peptide transporter activity; ATP binding; ATP hydrolysis activity. Bases 235 to 4776 code for a protein of 1513 amino acids. The record is from RefSeq and is a predicted model, not a curated record. Gene Ontology annotation, cellular component: membrane; fungal-type vacuole. The transcript is spliced from 3 exons. Gene Ontology annotation, biological process: transmembrane transport. Lineage: Eukaryota; Fungi; Ascomycota; Eurotiomycetes; Eurotiales; Aspergillaceae.
UGUCUCUAAUUCAGCUCAGACACUCCAUCGUGUGGAGUCAGUGGGCUAUGGACACCGCUCUUGUCGCCCUUCAUCCAUAGCAAGGUCCACGAGUCUUCCAUACUGCCCCAAUAAUGCUGGGUGACUGGAUAACACGAGAACACUACCUGGGCCACUUGAUACUGUUGGCCUGAUCUAGUUAAUGUGUGGAACUCGCGUAUUUGAUUAGGCUUCCUCUUGGUGUGAGAACACACGAUGUCCGACUUUCUCGGAGGAUUCCAGCAGGUCAUUGUACCCUCGGAAUGGCAGCUCGGGGGAGAGAUCCCUCUAUUUUCAGAUGAUAGUAUAAUACAAAGGCGUCUUUGGCAAUAUCGAACACAGAAAGCCUCGGCUUUCGUGGCCGCGGGAAACAUACAUCUCGCGACCGUCCUGUUAUCAUGCGUAGUACUGCUUCUUUCAUUCGGCCUGCGUUAUGUGACUCGUUCCAGCAGAACGAAAUCUCGUAUCCCCGAAGAAUCACCAGAUGGCGACUUGGCCAUUAGGAUUAUUUUGCCCUUUACCUUCUUGCAUUUGUCGGCUGCGAUAGGUGCUUGUUGUCUCAGUUGGAUCGAUGCACAAUAUGCAGACAACUGGAAACAGUCGCUCCUGGUGAGCUAUAUGGUAUUGAUGGGCGUACUACAAUUCUUCUUCAAGAAUGACCGUACUCGGACACACAUGUAUCGCCAUAUGAACUCAGUGGCCCUUGUGGGUUUGAUUUUGGCAUGCACCCAAGAUCUGGUUCCAAUGAUUAUUAUCGGGGCUACACAUAGCCUACGUGCCGUUAGGGGAAGCUUGAUAGCCUGUCUAGCUGCUGUCUUAAUAAUCGCAUCUGCAACGCCCCGACCGCGGUACUCGCCCAUCGCUGAUACAGAAAACGAGGAAACGCAACUGACCGAAGAGGUGUCCCCUGAAGAAACAUGUUCUCUAUUCUCGUACUACUGCUCAUACGAGUGGGUGACACAUGUUAUUUUGCGAGGCUGUCGGAGGGACUUGAUAAUGGAUGAUCUCCCCCCUUUGCCCUCAUACGACGAACCUUCAAAGUGGCUAAGAAAGAUCAAGAAACAGCGCCUCAAGGGUGGGAAAACAUUUCGAACGUUAUGUAGGUUACUCAACACCGAGAUCAAGGGCAUGAUGAGUUGGUCUUUAAUCACGACAUUCUUGGACUAUGUGGCUCCGUAUUCCAUGCUACGACUGCUGGCGUACCUGGAGAACCCAGAGGACGCCAUCCUCCAUCCCGCCCUGUGGCUGUCUCUUCUCUUUAUCGGCCCCAUGUCGCGUUCUCUGUGUUAUCAGCAGUACAUUUUCAUUGCUACCCGACUUCUAGUUCGAGUCAAUAUGUCUCUGGUCCAGGAAAUAUAUCAGACCGCAAUGCGGUCGUACCUUUACGACGAUUCUAUACUCACGUCCAGUGCAGAAGAUCGUCCGAAGUCUUCUCGGAAAAUGAGGGUCUUGGCAAAGGGGGCACCAAAGUCUAGCCAAGCUAACAUAACAAGCCUCAUGUCGUACGAUGUUGAUGCUAUCUAUAGUGCUCGGGAUAUUUUUUAUGUGGUUGUUGCAACCCCGGUCACUACUACGAUUGCUGUCAUAUUCCUCUAUCGGAUGAUCGGUUGGCCAUCCUUGCUGGGUGUCUCUGCGCUUCUAUGCCUGACUCCUCUCCCUGCUUUAGCAUCUCGCAGGGUUUCACAGAUCCAGCGAUCUGUGAUGCAAGCUACCGAUGUUCGCCUCUCUAAAAUAUCCGAGUACUUGUACUCCAUACGUACUCUGAAAUAUUUUGGUUGGGAAUAUGCUGCAAUGGAUACCAUCAACGAGGCUCGAAGUGUCGAGCAACGUCGCCUCUGGAAACGGAGCGUUUAUGCUGCUGCAAUUUCAAUGGCCGGUGACCUGUUACCAAUGGUGAGCUUGUUGGUCAUGUUUUCCGUUUUCGUGCUAUUCACCAAUGAUACUUUGCGAGCCGCUACGGCGUUCACAUCCCUAUCUAUCAUGGAAACCCUGCGGUCCCAAUUCGUCUGGUUGUCCAAUAUCAGCAGGUCCUCUGCGCAAGGAGCAGAAUCACUCCGGCGAAUCGACCGCUUCUUCGAAACCGCAACGGAAAUUAAGAGGCAUCCGGAAGGGCCAUUGGAGAUCAAGAAUGCAACCUUCCGUCGGUCCCCUAUUGCUGUUUUUAGGUUGCGCGAUGUAUCGGUCUGCUUCAGACCACGCGCCCUUAACGUCGUCACAGGCCCUACUGGAAGCGGGAAGACCUCUUUGCUACUGUCUUUAUUAGGGGAAACAGUACUCGAAUCCGGAAUUGCCUAUUGUCCACGGGAUGUAGCUUAUGUUCCACAAGCUCCUUGGCUACAGAACGACACAAUUCGAGAGAAUAUUACCUUUUUUAGCCCAUUUGACAAGGCCCGCUACAACGCAGUCAUCGAGGCUAGCGGCCUCAUACAAGACCUUCAACAGCUCCCAGCCGGGGAUCUUACUUUGGUGGGCGAAAAGGGAACUUCACUUUCUGGUGGUCAGAAACAGAGGGUGUCCUUGGCGAGGGCACUAUAUUCGCGAUCGUCCACCCUCCUGUUGGAUGAUAUCUUCUCUGCGCUUGAUACUCACACAACCACGCUUGUUUAUGAAAAGUGUUUCCGCACUGGCUUGCUCGCAGAUAGGACGGUUGUUCUGAUCACGCAUUAUCCGGCCGCUCUGCAGGAUGCCGAAUUGCUUGUUCGCCUCGACAACGGAAAGGCGUCCGUUGUGGAAACACCUUCAGGCUUCCCACAAGCCCUUCUACAACGUACACGUUGCAGUACACCUGCAACUGACACCGAUUCGGCAUCUUUAUGGAAUCGGCUGACAGUCGAAGAACCUUAUGAUGUUCCCUCAGAGCCCGCAACCACCAUUGCUCCUGCUCACGAGCAACAGAAUCCGCAGGUAGGACGCAUUGCAAAGGAAACCUCGGCGACUGGGCGUGUACCACGUACAUUAGCUAUACGGUACAUGCUUUUGUUUGGCGGACCCUGCUACGCACCUCUAGUUAUGGCAGUAACUAUCGCAGUGCAGAUUUCUUAUUUUGCGAUCACAUAUUGGCUCUCCGUCUGGAUGUCGGCAUACGAAAAGUACGAUAACCCGAAUUCGUUGUACUAUCUAGGGGUAUACGCUGCAGCGAUCAUCAUAUUCCUUUUGCUGCAGCUUUGCGGUAACCUCCUAUACCAGUUUGGAAGCUGGACAGCCGCAAAAAAGAUGCAUCGACGACUAGUGAAGGCGGUACUGUCUGCUCCUAUCUCCUGGUUUGACCAGAAUCCAACCGGACGCUUGAUUAAUCGAUUUGGGAACGAUACCCGGUCGCUGGAUACAGUUCUGAUCGACUGGCUACGGAUGUCUAUUGAGAAUGGAUUGCGCUUCCUGCUUCGCAUUGCUAGUGUUGCUUCUAUCAUGCCUAUAUUUGCUCUCCCCGCAGCAGUCAUCUGCACUAUUGGGUUCAUCAUUGGAGAGAUGUACACCCGCACUCAGGUCUCCAUCAAGCGAUUGACAUCUAUCAACUACUCUCCAGUGUUUUCGCAUUUCACUGAUUCCCUGUCCGGCCUUUGCGUAAUUCGCGCCCGCAAAGACAUAGAUCUGGUGUUUCAGAGACUCCUAGCAGAAAAGCUAGCUGUUCAUGCCCGGUCCGCGGAGACACAGUACAAUUGCAACCGUUGGGUAUCCGUCCGAUCAGACUUGUGCGCUGCAUCUGUCGCAACUGCAGCGGGCUGCGUGGCAUACUUCUGGUCUGGACCAGCAGGACUUGUCGGUUUUUCAUUGACCAAUGCUAUCGGACUUAGCACAAACAUCCUAAACUUAGUACGGACGAUGAACGAAUUGGAGGUGGAGCUGAACUGCUUCCAGCGAGUACGAGAAUACACAGACAUCGAACCAGAAGAACACAUGAGUGAAGAAGAACAGAAAGAGGCCGCCGCCGUUCCAGCCAGCUGGCCAACGUCCGGGCGUGUCGAGUUCCACAACGUGAGCGCACGAUAUCAGGAAGACGGCCCAGAUGUUCUACGCAACGUUUCCUUCGUGGCGAACCCAGGUGAGCGAAUCGGGCUCGUUGGCCGGACAGGAAGCGGCAAAAGUACUCUUGGACUAUCCCUGCUGCGGUUCGUGAACCUCGCAUCGGGCCAGAUAACCAUUGACGGAGUCGACAUCACCAAAAUCCUCCUGAAUCGGCUCCGCACAAGCGUCACCUUGAUUCCGCAAGAGCCGGUCCUCUUUUCAGGAGACGUCCACUCAAACCUCGACCCGUUCGGCGAAUCCAGCGAAACGGAACUCGCCUCUGCCCUGCAAGCCUGCACCUCUAUCCACAUCCCGGAGAGCAGCGACCAGGGAGACUACAGCAACCCCGCCAAAACGACUCGUCCACUGACACUCGCUACACCAGUGGCAGCCAAUGGCGAGAAUUUCAGUCAGGGCCAGCGACAAGUCCUCAGUCUUGCUCGAGCGAUGUGUCGUCGGUCCAAGGUCGUGCUGCUAGACGAGGCAACAGCAUCCGUGGACCAUGAAACAGAUAUGCAUAUGCAGCGUGUCCUGCGGGAGAAGUUCCCGGAUUGCACCAUUAUCGCUAUUGCGCAUCGGUUGAGGACCAUCAUGGACUAUGAUCGAGUGCUUGUUAUGGCUGAUGGGGAGAUUGUCGAAAACGACUCACCUGGUGGUCUUCUUAAGAAACAGGGCAUUUUCUGGGACAUGUUGCGGAAUACGGGUGAAUACGAGGAACUGGUGCAGAUGAUUGAGGCCAAGUCGUCUGCCUCGUGAAGAGAUACCAUGUCUGGAAGGGCAGCUCUGUCCGAGAUAAAAGGUGAGAUGGAAUUAUAGCAUGUCUUGAAAUUUUACUGAAUGUGGCCGCUUCCAUAUAUACCACGACGAAUUUGUAUAUAAACUGGACAUAUCAUACAGCAUAACUGCUACUCCAAUCUCCCCAUAGCAAGCCAACAUACCAAAAAAAACCCAUUAAAUCCAAUUCUAUCAAUCACUGUCGUAUUAUAUCUACACCGGAGCAACCAAC